AUGGCCGGCUGGGGCGGCUGGGGCUGGGGAAAUGAGUGGGGUGGCAAUGACUGGAAGCGGAAACGCGACAGCGAACCAAAAUGGAAGAACAACGAGCACCUGGACUAUGCAAAUUGCGGCCUAGGGAGCUAUGAAUCUGAGGGCGAAUGGGAGGGGAAGAGCUUCUACUGUGCCCGUUGCGCUGCGAAAUAUGCAGUGCAGGGGCAUAAGGACGACUACCACGAGGACCAUAGCCGCUCUGCAGAACCUUGGGUGGCCACUUACAAAGAGAAGUGGAAGGAUUUGAUCGAGAUGGAGUGGCAAGAGGAGCUGCAAGUUGUGGAGGAUCGUUUGAAGAAUUGGCCCUUGGCGCGCCUCGUGGGGCAGGGCUUUUGCAUCACCGAUUUGGAGGCGCGGAGACGAGGAGCUUUCUUCGGCAAGGCCAAAAUCGUCUUCUCCAAACAGAACCUGCCGAGGCAUCAAUUCUCCGCGGGGGACGAAGUCAUCGUUUCCCUGGGCAAUCCCUUGGAUAAGAAAGCCUGGAAAGGUGAAAUCAUUGAGCUGGGGAUGAGUCGCAUUGCCAUCGUGGCGGACAGUCCUCCAUGGGAGCUGGGCGGACGCUGGAGACUGGACUGCGGAGCCAAUAAGACGGCCUAUGAGAGGACCAAGUCUGCUUUGGGCUAUGUGAGUGGUGCCAAAUACAAAGCUUCAGAAAUGCGGCGCCUAGUGCUCAACGAGGAAGGUCCGUUGUUACAAGAACUGCAGGGAGAUCAGCUGGCAGACUCCAGUGAAGCCCUCAACGGGUUCAACGAGCUCAACGCGUCGCAGGAGGCGGCGAUCUGCGCGGUGUCCAGCUUCAACUUGGGGCUAAUCCAAGGGCCACCCGGCACAGGCAAGACCACCACCACCUGUCAGAUGAUCCGCCGCAUGGUUGAGAGGCGCAAGGAGGAAGGUUUGAGAUCUUGUGGCAUCCUUGUUGCUGCUGAUAGCAAUGUGGCAGUGGACCAGUUGCUGUCCGGCCUCAUACGCUUGGGGGUGAAGGCACUGGAUCCGAUAAGAUUCACUUGGUAUGAUUGGACAUGGAAAUAA
This is a messenger RNA of Cladocopium goreaui, 1068 nucleotides long. The record is from the annotation of a GenBank genome assembly. Lineage: Eukaryota; Dinophyceae; Suessiales; Symbiodiniaceae.